GUGAUAGAAUGGUGUACCCAAUUUUUGACGACCUGCGUGAGCGAGAAAGAUGCUUCCCCAACCAUUUGUCCCGGCGAGCGCGGGUGACGAGCACAGCGGCGUCCGGCAGCGCGGACCUAAUCCAUCGUAUGGAGCUGCAGCGCACGCUGCAGGGUCACGGCGGCUGCGUCAACACCGUGUCCUUCAACCCCGCCGGCGACCUGCUGGUGAGCGGCAGUGACGACCAAGCGGUGAUGCUGUGGGACUGGCGCCGAGGUGUGCGGCGGCUGCGCUACGAGCCGGGCCACACCAACAAUAUCUUCCAGGCCCGCUUCCUGCCGGGCACCCACGACAAGACGCUGGUGUCCUGCGCCGCUGACGGUCAGGUGCGUGUCACCUACUUCCGGGAGGGCUCCGGCCGCCCCGCCACCAAGCGACUGCACCGCCACAGCGGCCGCGCGCACAAGAUCGCGCUGCAGCACGCCUCGCCCUACGACGCCGCGGCCUUUGGCGGCGGCUCCGCCACCGCCACCGCCGGCUCGGGCGGCGGGCCGCCGUGUUUCUACAGUAGCGGCGAGGACGGCGACGUGUGCUUUUUCGAUCUGAGGGCCACGGACAGCCAGGCGCUGGGAGUCAUGGCGGCCACGGCCGGGACGGGUGAUGCCGGCAGCGAUGCGCGAGGUCGCGGCCGCUUCAGCCGCGCACGCACGGUGAUUGACAUCAACGCUGUGCACGUCAACCCCGCGCGGCCCUGGCAGCUGGCGGUGGGCGGCUCCGACGAAUGCGUGCAGCUGUACGACGUGCGCCUGCUCACCUCCCUCACCUCCUCCUACGUGUCAGCAGCCUCCCCCGCGGCGCCGCGCCGCGGCGCUGCCACCGAGGCCGCGGCCGGCGGCGGUGGCGGGCGCGGCGGUGGUGGCGGCGGCGCGCCGCGGUGUCGUGUGCACGGCAAUCCGCUCAUGGAGCUGUGCCCGGCGCACCUGCGGCCGCCGCCGGCGGGCGAGUCGUCGUCCGCGUUCCGGCGCCCAACGCACGUCACGUGUGUGGUGUUUGGGCAGAACGGUGACGUGUUGGCCACCUACAAUGAUGACGACGUGUACCUCUUCAGGCCACCCGGCACCCAGGGGAGCGGCGGCGGCGAGGGCCGGCCCGGCAGCAGUGGCCGGCGGCAUGAAGACGAGGAGAGCGAGGAGGAGAGCAGCGAGGAGGAGGAGGAGGAGGAAGAGGAGGACAAGGAGGGCGGCGGCGGUGGCCGCAAGGGCAAGGGGCGCUGGGGCUGGCGGUGGUGGCGCCAGCAGCAGGACGAGGAGGAGGAGGAUGACUCCUUGCUGCGGCCGUCACGACGGCGGCGGCGGCCGGGCGCUGGCGGCGGCGGGGCGGCCGGGAGGGGUGGCAAGGGCAAGGACAAGGAGGACCAAGGCGCCCAGGGUGGUGGCGUCGCCAAGAGCCGGAAACGGGGCGGCAGCGAGGAUGAGGGGGGAAGGCAGGAGGACGAGGGGCCGCGGGACUACGUCAUCAAGCGGUACAGCGGCCACCGCAACAACCGCACCGUCAAGGGCGUCAGCUUCCUGGGCGAGCGCGAGGAGUGGGUGGUCAGCGGCAGCGACUGCGGGCACGUGUACAUCUGGGACCGCCACACCGCCCAGCUGCACGCCUGGCUGCGCGGCGACUCCUACGUGGUCAACUGCCUGGAGCCGCACCCCACACUGCCGCUGCACCUGGCCACGUCGGGCAUCGAUGACGACAUAAAGCUGUGGGCGCCCACCGCCGAGGAGCCGCGGCUGCCGGGGCCGGCGGCGGAGGCGGCCAUGCGCGACAACGCCGCCGCGCGGUCGGGCUCGGGCCGGGCGGGCGGCGGCGCACGGCGGCUGGUGCUUCCGCCCGCCAUGGUGCGCGCGCUGCUCAGCCGCAUGGCCGAGGAGGAGGACGAGGGUGGCUCGGGGCAGCGCGCGGCGCAGCUGCGUGCGAUGCUGCUGGAGGCGCUCACGAGUAUCGGCGGCCUCGUCGAAGACGAAGACACCGAUGACGAAGACGACGACGAUGACGACGACGACGAGGAGGAGGAGGAGGAGGAGGAGGAGGAGGGGUACUCCGCGAAUGACGAGGAUGAUGCAGAGGAAGAGGAAGAGGAGGAUGGGGAGGAGGGCGAGGAGGGGGAGGAGGGUGCAGGCGAUGACGGUGGCGGUGGCGAGGAGGAGGAAGAGGAAGGAGAGGAGGCGGCACAGCAGCUGCGGCGACGAGGAUGAGGACGCAUAACCGGCAAGGCAGGUGGAAGACAAGCUACAGAACAGGAGUGCACAUAUCAGGGAUCGCAGCUCAAUGUUCACAGGUGAAACAGGGCAUGCGAGAGGCGUUGUUUUAUUUGCGUUUGCGUUGACGCCCAUGCGUUGGGUUUCAACUUGCUGUGCACGACUUGGCGUGCCGUUAUCCCUCAUUGACGUUGAAUGGCGGCGUAUGGCGGACAUUCGGAGGGGGUUGCGGACCAGGGCCAUGUCCUCAAUCCCAACAAUAGCUUGCAAAGGACUGCACAUAUGUUUACACAUGCCGCGUGUUGCGAAAGCAGGCAGGGGUGGUGCACCAGCAGUAGCAGUGUAGCACGCAAGGAAGCAUGUAUGGGAGCCCCCUGCGUGCCUGUACAUGUACGUGCGUUUUGGAAGCAAUGUUACGCACCGUCAGCGCACGUCACUGUACGGUAGCAGCUCCGAUGCCGUGUAAAGAUGAAGGUGC
Messenger RNA from Chlamydomonas reinhardtii, 2706 nucleotides. RefSeq lists its product as uncharacterized. NCBI's taxonomy places the organism in Eukaryota, Viridiplantae, Chlorophyta, Chlorophyceae, Chlamydomonadales, Chlamydomonadaceae. Gene Ontology annotation, cellular component: cytoplasm; Cul4-RING E3 ubiquitin ligase complex. The transcript has 14 exons. The coding region runs from base 129 to 2225 and encodes 698 amino acids. Gene Ontology annotation, molecular function: protein binding. The record is from RefSeq and is a predicted model, not a curated record.